Molecule: messenger RNA, 999 nt
Organism: Anoplophora glabripennis (Asian longhorned beetle)
Lineage: Eukaryota; Metazoa; Arthropoda; Insecta; Coleoptera; Cerambycidae
Product: U11/U12 small nuclear ribonucleoprotein 35 kDa protein-like
Exons: 2
Coding region: 127-744 (205 amino acids)
Biological process (GO): mRNA splicing, via spliceosome
Cellular component (GO): U12-type spliceosomal complex; precatalytic spliceosome
Molecular function (GO): snRNA binding; mRNA binding
Source: RefSeq, a predicted model, not a curated record
UUCGUGCUGGCAUCUUAACCUCAAAGUUUUGAGUGAAAGAAAUAAACAUUAAACAUAUUUUAAGCAACGAUAUACGAAUAUCUAAGUGAUGUAUUCCUUUUAUAAGUUUUGGGUACAUUUAAAAUAAUGCCUGAGGAGAAAGAAGAAACUUGGUCUAAGUUUGCAAAAGUUUACGAUCCUAUAAAAAUUGGAUCGAUCGACGGCACGGACACAGAUCCACACGAUAAAGCUAUAGAGAGAGCAAUACAUUCAAAAUAUGUACCAAAUCGUCACGUCAAAGGCAAACCCGAAUGCACACUAUUCGUCAGUCGGCUUAGUUACAAAACCACCAAGGACACAAUUAAAGAGAUUUUUUCACAAUACGGCAAAUUAAGGAGAUUCAGAUUGGUUAAAGAUAUCGUAACCGGAAUGCCGAAAGGAUACGCGUUCAUAGAAUAUGAGUCUGAAAGUUGCGCAGACGACGCAUACCGCUUGGCAAAUAGAAAGGUCGUAGAUGGUAGUGUGAUAUUUGUAGAUUUCGAGUGUGAACGUUUGCUAAAAGGUUGGAAGCCUAGACGGUUAGGAGGCGGUUUUGGCGGUAAAAAGGAGUCUGGCCAGUUGAGGUUCGGUGGAAGAGAUAGACCUUUUAGAAAACCCAUCAGUUUGGAAAUUAAAGACGAAGAAGAACGGAGGGCGAGAGAGAGAGAACGCAGGGAAUACGACAGGCGGAGUACAAGGCGAAGAUCGCCAAGAAGUAGAAGUUAGACCGAAAUCUCAAAAUAACUAAUGUUUUCUAACUUAAUUUAUUCUUAAUGUAUUAAAUAGAUAUUAUGAUAUGGAAAAAGUAGUUUAAAGCUUUUUGGCAAAUUUUUUUUUACUUUUUCUUGCUUUAAAUAUCGUUUUUUGAUCAGUUUUUAUUCAGGUGCCGUAACUGCGUCAUUAUUAACUCAUUAAAUUAGUUUAAUAAUAUUUCUAGAAGAAAAUGUUUAAUUUUAACAAAUAUUGUCAAUAUUAAAAAAA